This is a messenger RNA of Naegleria gruberi, 1269 nucleotides long. RefSeq lists its product as uncharacterized. The coding region runs from base 1 to 1269 and encodes 422 amino acids. NCBI's taxonomy places the organism in Eukaryota, Heterolobosea, Eutetramitea, Acrasida, Naegleriidae. The transcript has a single exon. Gene Ontology annotation, molecular function: protein binding. The record is from RefSeq and is a predicted model, not a curated record.
AUGUUCAGUUGGUUGACAAAUGCUUUUAAUAAAUUGGGAGGAAAUGAGGGUCUAUCUUUUACACGUAAGAAGGCCUUUGAAAGAUCUGACUGUUCUAUUGAAUUGAGUACCAGCAAGAAAAAGUACAAGGUGAAUAGACAGGCUGUUUUGCAGGAUGCUCCCAUUUUGAUGGAAAGUUUUGGUAAAAGUAAAGAUAUAGUAGUUGAAAUUGGAAAAGAAAAGGAGGAAUAUUUGAAAUACAUUCUUGACUAUUAUCAAAACAAUUCAUUUAACUGUCCAAGUGAUGAUAUUCAUGGUGUAUUGAUGAUCAUUGUAGAAUAUUCGGGAUUUGAAACAAUUAAAAAGAAGAUUGCCAAGUUUUUAAUCAAGCAAAUGAAACCUUUCGAUGCUAUCAAGUACUUUUUUGUAAUUUAUAAUAGAGCAAUCUCUCAGAAUGCAGAUACCUAUGAUCGACAAAUUGUAAAUAGAUCAGUCUUCUCAAUCAAGAGAUUCUUUAAUGAAAUUGAUAGUAAUGAAGAGUCUAGAAAAUUAUUGAUUGACAAGUUGAGUCCGGAACAAAUAUUGUAUAUUUUCGAUAAUACAGAAGUCAAUGGGGUAAUAGUUUCCACCGUUGCAAUGUUGAGAUUUAUCACUGAUUGGACAUUGCACGAUUUAAGCAAUAGAUUGGAAGCUAUGAGUAAAAUGGUAGAAAUUGAAAAGAAAAUGAAAUAUGGUUUGGUGAAAUGCAAUUCAUUAGAUUGUUUCAAAGAGUAUGGUAUCAAGGAAUUUGAUAGUACCACUGAAUUCCUUUUCAGAGAUGAUGAAUUUACAGUCUCCAAAAUCAAUUCACAAAAAGUUAAAAUUGAUGGUAAUACCAGUCAAUAUGCCUAUAUCAAGUGUUACAACAAGACUGAACUUUCAACUGGAAAAUACAAGUGGCAAAUCAAGGUUCAGAAAUUCUCUUUCUGGUUGGGCGUAGGUGUAGCUUUGAAGGACAGAGUUGAGAAUGAAAUAUUCGAUGACUUUGUAAGUCCAUACGAUAGUCAUGGUUGUUACAUGAUGUCAGCAAAUUCUUACAAAUGGGAACCAACCAAAUAUACUUCAAGUUCAUUCCCAUUUGCUGUGAAUGAUGAAAUCAUUAUGGAACUAGAUUGUGAUAAGAGAGUGCUAUCAUUUACCAAUGUAACCAAGGGAACAUCUACAAGUAUCACAAAUAUUGAUUUACCUGUUUUCCCAUCCAUUGUUAUGGGAGGUAGUGAAAGCUUGGAUUUUGAAUGGUUAUCUGUUUAA